AUGGCAGUCGUCUGUUCUGCAAACACGGGUGAUGACGAGACUGGUGCACUUCAUCGAGUAGGAGAGGGCCGAGAUCGUGGCUUACAGGUGCACGGUGUCGUGGUGGAUCCCAAUUGCAUCGUGUAUAAGUGGUCAGAGUUGGGCCAAGUGCUGUGGUCGUGUCCAGAAUUGAUCGAGUGGUUCUAUCAUUACCAUUUGUAUCAAGAUGGUCCUCCAGGUCAUCACACAGAGAAUGGUCAAGAUUGGGACAAAUGUAUGGAGCACGAGGGGAACUAUGACGAACCAUCAAAUUUUGUCGUCCACGAGACGUAUUUGAGGAGAGGUGCGGACGCCUUUCAAGAAUUGGGACGAAGAAUCGGAGGACAACGACGAGAACGAGUGGAAGAUUACGAUGAGGAAAACGAAGACGAAGACAAGUACGCGGAGGGAGAGGACGAUUUAGGGCUAGGCGAGAGACCUGCGGAAGCAGUAGCAUCGUGA
Pseudomassariella vexata is the source of this 480-nucleotide messenger RNA. RefSeq lists its product as uncharacterized. NCBI's taxonomy places the organism in Eukaryota, Fungi, Ascomycota, Sordariomycetes, Amphisphaeriales, Pseudomassariaceae. Bases 1 to 480 code for a protein of 159 amino acids. The transcript has 3 exons. The record is from RefSeq and is a predicted model, not a curated record.